Messenger RNA from Cebus imitator (Panamanian white-faced capuchin), 1988 nucleotides. RefSeq names its product TAP binding protein (gene TAPBP). Bases 331 to 1848 code for a protein of 505 amino acids. Gene Ontology annotation, biological process: antigen processing and presentation of endogenous peptide antigen via MHC class I. The transcript has 7 exons. Lineage: Eukaryota; Metazoa; Chordata; Mammalia; Primates; Cebidae. The record is from RefSeq and is a predicted model, not a curated record. Gene Ontology annotation, cellular component: membrane.
CCCGGCACAGGUGGGGAAAAACCGUAGUAAUGGUUCUCGGGGAAAGUGGAUGCUGGAGGGCGCACACAGGAGGGGGUGGGGGUGCUGGGUUUGGGGAGGGCUCAAACUCGUGGCUGCUGGGUAGUCCAGGAGGGCCAGGCUGGGGUGUCCUGACGAGAACUGGAGAGGCUCUUCCCGGAUCCCUGCCUGAUCAGCAGGGAAACACCAGUCUCCCAGGCACCCACACCUAACCAGAGCGGGGAUUUCCACCGCCCCUCCUGCCGCCCUUUGGAGGAAAGUGAAAGUGAAAGGAGGAAGAGGAGGCUUCAUGGCUGAGGGGAUCGCAGCGCCAUGAAGUCCCUGUUUCUGGUCCUUGCAAUGGCUUUGGGCCUGGCGACCGCCGUCUCGGCAGGACCGGCGGUGAUCGAGUGUUGGCUCGUGGAGGAUGCGAGCGGAAAGGGCCUGGCCAAGAGACCUGCUGCACUGCUGUUGCGCCAGGGGACUGGGGGACCGCCACCCCGGCCGGACCUCGACCCUGAGCUCUACCUCAAUGUGCACGACCCCGCGGGCGCCCUCCAGGCUGCCUUCAGGCGGUACCCUAGGGGCGCCCCCGCGCCGCACUGCGAGAUGAGCCGCUUCGUCCCUCUCCCUGCCUCUGCGAACUGGGCCAGCGCCCUGACCCCGGAAAAGAACUGCCCGCGGGCCCUGGAUGGGGCUUGGCUGAUGGUCAGCAUGUCCAGCCCAGUCCUCAGCCUCUCCAGCCUUUUGCGACCACAACCAGAGCCUCAGCAGGAGCCUGUUCUCAUCACCAUGGCAACAGUGGUACUGACUGUCCUCACCCACACCCCUGCCCCUCGAGUAAGACUGGGACAAGAUGCUAUGCUGGACUUGAGCUUUGCCUACAUGCCCCCCACCUCUGAGGCUGCCUCAUCUCUGGCUCUGGGUCCCCCUCCCUUUGGGCUAGAGUGGCGACGCCAGCACCUGGGUAAAGGACAUCUGCUCCUGGCUGCAACUCCUGGGCUGGAUGGGCAGAUGCCAGCUGCCAAAGAAGGGGCAGUGGCAUUUGCUGCUUGGGAUGAUGACGAGCCAUGGGGCCCAUGGACCGGAAAUGGAACCUUCUGGCUGCCUAGAGUUCAACCCUUUCAGGAGGGCACCUAUCUGGCCACUGUACACCUGCCAUACCUGCAAGGACAGGUCACCCUGGAGCUUUCUGUGUACAAACCCCCGAAAGUGUCCCUGAUGCCAGCACCCCUUGCAUGGGCCGCCCCCGGGGAGUCACCCCCAGAGUUGGUCUGCCUUGUGUCACACUUCUACCCUUCUGGAGGCCUGGAGGUGGAGUGGGAACUCCGGGGUGGCCCAGGGGGCCACUCUCAGAAGGCCGAGGGGCAGAGGUGGCUGUCAGGCCUGCGCCACCAUUCUGAUGGCUCUGUCAGCCUCUCUGGGCACUUGCAACCGCCCCCAGUCACCACUGAGCAGCAUGGGACACGAUAUGCCUGUCGAAUCCACCAUUCCAGCCUGCCUGCCUCGGGGCGCAGUGCUGAGGUCACCCUGGAGGUAGCAGGUCUCUCAGGGCCCUCCCUUGAGGACAGCGUAGGCCUCUUCCUGUCUGCCUUUUUUCUGCUUGGGCUCAUCAAGGCACUGUGUUGGGCUGCUGUCUACCUGUCCACCGGCAAGGAUGCAAAGGAGAAGGUACAGUGCCCCACCUCUCUGUGUCUUUCCCUUGUCAUUUUAUCUCCUCAUCCUAACUCAAAACCCAUGAAGGGAGGCUGCUGGUGUGGUAGGCACAACCCAGGCUUGAAAUUCACACUGAUCUGGGUUAAAACCUGGCACUAUAUCCUAACUGUAGGACUCUUUGAGCAUGCUACUUAAUCUAUAUCUGUUUCCUUGGGUGUAGGGAUUUAAAAAAAAUUAUGUAGGCAGUGCUGUCCAUUAAAAAGAUAAUGCAAGCCACAUAUGUAAAUUUAAAUAAUCUGGUGGUCACAUUAAAAAAUAAGCAGAAACAGGUAAAA